Molecule: messenger RNA, 5322 nt
Organism: Syngnathoides biaculeatus (alligator pipefish)
Lineage: Eukaryota; Metazoa; Chordata; Actinopteri; Syngnathiformes; Syngnathidae
Gene: synpo2lb
Product: synaptopodin 2-like b
Exons: 4
Coding region: 407-3607 (1066 amino acids)
Biological process (GO): positive regulation of actin filament bundle assembly
Cellular component (GO): Z disc; actin cytoskeleton; nucleus
Molecular function (GO): actin binding
Source: RefSeq, a predicted model, not a curated record
AUAAACAGCAGAUUUAAUUCCCGAGGAAGCCCCUGAGAGACAAUAAACCCAGUGAAAUUCUUCACCCAGCCCCCUCUGCUGAGUUCUGUUUAAGUGGCUGCGGUUAUUUCGGGAUGGUGUAUCAGCAAGCAUCACCUCUGAGAGUGACACGGCAUGUGUUGAAUAGAAGGGAAUGAUGAAGGCACACACACAUACGCACACACCUCCCAUGUUCCCGUCCUGCAACGCGACAUUCCCGUGGAAGCAGAUGCAAGACAGCCCCCCGCCUCCUCACCCCCGUGCCUAACCUUCCUCUUCACUUGGGCCGUGUGGUGUCGGGCACUUGCAAAAGUGUAAGGAAGUGAAGACACGCACACCCGCACGCACUUCGUCAUAUAUUUCCGAGCAGAAGGCCUCAGGAGCAGGGAUGGUGGCGGAGGAGAUCGUGGUCUCCCUCUCCGGGGGCUCCCCGUGGGGGUUCAGGCUGCAGGGAGGAAGAGAGCAGCAGAAGCCUCUACAGGUGGCAAAGGUACGACGUCGCAGCAAAGCGUGCAGGGCGGGGCUGAAGGAGCACGACGAGCUGGUUGCCAUCAGCGACCACCCUUGCGCCGAGCUAAGCCACGCCCAGGCCAUGAACCUCAUCGAUACCCAGAACGGGACGCUGCACCUGAGGGUCAAACGGACGGCGUCGUACUCCACUCGCUGCUCACCUCCGCUUAUAUCUGUGAGCUCCUCCGUCGAACCCGCCAGCGUUACCUCGCCGCCGGACAGCGAGGCCUACUACGGCGAGACGGACAGCGACGCCGACACGCGCUCGCAGGUGCACCGGCGCCAGCGCCGCACGCCCCCUCACUCCCGCUUGCCCGCUCGCUAUGACAACCACGGGGAGGAGGAGGCGAUGUCUGAGCUCAGUGGCUACGAGAGUGCUAACGAUGCAGCGGCGGGUCCAAUUCAGGGGAAGUGGCACGGCGUCCCGCACAAGGAUUUCAUCUACCAGCUGCCCCAGCCUGCGUGGACCGACCCGGCCCAAAGCUUCACUCCGCACUCACUCACCCCGACCUACGAGCGAGGCCUGGCGGAGGCCGAGGGUGAAGGAGACAGCGGCUUCCAGGAAGCGCUGGCCGGGUUCGGGCUCGCCGCCUGCCCGCCGCUUGUCUCUCCGGAGCGGGCCAAGGAGGCCCUGACACUGGGGUCUGGGAGUCAGCUGGUGCCCAUGGUGGGACCCCAGCAGGGCCCCCUGAGCGAGGAACUUGCCGCCACUUACAUGGACAAAGCACGGCAAGCCAAGCUGCAUCGCGGAGAGAGCUUGGUCGAGAAGCAGGUGAAAGAAGCUCGCACCAAGUGCCGCUCCAUCGCCUCGCUCCUGACCGACGCCCCCAACCCGAACUCCAAGGGGGUGCUCAUGUUCAAGAAGCGGCGCCAGAGAGCCAAGAAGUACACCCUGACCUGCUUCGGCAAGGCCGAGGACGACCGAGGGGGCGAGAGCACCGAGGGGGAGACGGAGGAGGAAGGCGGGAGCUCAGUCCAGAGCUCGGAAGUGGACGAGGGGGGCUUCUCGGCUUCGUUCGAUUCCACGUGGGAUAGCGGUUACUUAGACCUGCUGGAUAGGAGGAGUGCCGCCUGCCCGCCUGCCACGCUGACAACUGCUGAUAACAGCCCAGGGCUUGAUAACUUGACCUCAGUGGCCCCAAUCCAUCAAAUUCCAAAUUUUGAGGCGCUCAGACUGGAGACCAUGAAACAACCGGACGUAGCCAUGUCUUCAGCUCUGGAUAUGCCUCUUCUCAAUGACGCACCAGUUGCCAUAAGCCAGGCUAGUGUUACAUUAAGCCCACCCCCUUCGACACCCCCGAUUAAUCAAAACGGUCUUCAUGUCAACCUCAGUCCAAGUCAAAACCUUGAGCACCAUUUAAGUCCGACUCCACUCAAUCGCACGGCUCGCCCGUUCACUCCCGGUCCUGCGGUGUCUCGCUCAUCAGUGACCUCCGUGAUGUUCCGCCCACCCCAGCCCAAACCGGUAGCGGCUGUCUCCAUGGUGACCUUUGGGCCCACUCACUAUCCGGCGGCAGAAGAGAGGAGAGCCGUUUCCAGCACCUCCCUCUACAUCCCUCCUCGGAACAACGGCGUCAGCCCCUCGAUCAGCACCCCGGCCCUCUCGCCCCCGUCGUCUUUGUAUCCCUCCACCCCCCUGGCUCCCCAAAGUACCCCAGUCCAGCCUGCUCAACCCUUCUCCCCUCCACAACCAUUUCACUCCCCUCCUGCCUUUUAUCACCCUCCCACCCCUGGCCCCAUCUCGCAGGUUCAAGUCUCCAUGCUUCCUCCAACUCAGAUUACACCAACCACUCACUCCUGCACCCCCAACUCGAUGGGGACUCCAAAAACCCCUCAAACUCCAGCCUCGGAUUCAUUGGCUACUCGUGAGCAGCGCAUCUCGGUGCCAGCUGUUCGCACCGGCAUCCUACAUGACGCCCGUGGCCGUAGCAGCAAAAAGCCGAUGUUCAGCGCCAUCCGGAGCAAAGAUGUGUCCCCAAACCCUGCCUUGAUGUCCAUGGUGCAGAACAUGGAUGACCGGUUUUCGAGAACGGCGGGCGCGGAACCAGGGAUUGUAUCCAGGGCCGAGGCUGGCCACGAGUCUGGGCCCGAGGAGGAUUGGUUGCGGCUCGGGGCUGAAGCUUGCAACUUCAUGCAGGCUCAGCGGGGUCCCAAGCCCCCGCCGGUGGCUCCGAAACCAAACACCUCUCAGGCGCCUCAGCUGGCAGGGAAGGGGGGUCAGCUGUUUGCCCGCCGACAAAACCGGAUGGAUCGUUACAUUGUCGAGCGGAGUCCCUCCGUUGGUCCUGCGCCAUUCUCUCCUUCCCAGACCAGGGAACCUUCUCCCACGCCAUCGCUCCCGGCCACAUGGAAGUACUCCUCCAAUAUCCGUGCCCCUCCUCCCAUCAGCUACAACCCCCUCCUGUCACCCUCAUGCCCCCCCAAAGCCCAGAAGAAGGUGGAGAUGACAAAGUCAGGACUGGCUGGAUCCAAAGGGAAGAAAGCCGUCAAAAAGCCGGUUGACGUCGUGAACCACCAGCCGUACCAGCUCAACUCAUCUCUGUUUACCUACAGGGGUCCUCAGGACACAGCCGCCAGUUGUCCUCAGAAGAUGGCAAGGGUGUACGAGUUGAAACGCUUCUCCACCCCCCCUCCGACAGCCACCAGCCCUGCCUUGAAGGUGAUCGUACCUCGAUCGGCCACGACACUCGGAGAACCGCUGUGGCGCUCUAAGACUGGCUCCCCCUCACCUCAAACCACCCAUCACCGUCAAACGCCUCCUAUCCUUUACCAGUUUCAGUUGUCCCCGGGGCACCUAUCCCCUCCACCGCCUCCUGCCCCCACCGCCCCCCUCCCUCAGCUCCCUACCUUCACCUCGACUCCAAACGCAGUCCAGUCCCCCAUGUUCUCCCAGCUCCAACCCCAACAAGCCGACAGGCAGUUUAAAAGCGCCCCAGAUCUGAGCCCCCUUAGACCUCCUGGGGCCACCCGGCAGACGUCCACCGGCAGCCAAUACAGCAGGGUUCCCAGACCUAGAUUCAGCACUUCCAACCUGGGCCUACAGCCUUCAGUGUGGCGCCCUGGUUCCAUCGCACACUGAGCUAACGCAUUUUAGUCGGGACUGAAUAGAAAGCAUUUUAUUUUAAAAGGAAAUCCACUUAUUUUGAGUUUGGUAACAUUGUUAUUGAAAUCUGCGGAUGUGUGUUUUUAUCUCAAGCUUAGUUUGGAACUAAAAAAAAAAAAAAAGUGAUCCACUUUUCUUUCUUUUUGGGGUAGAUACCCUUUAAUAUGGCCAGCUUGUUGCAUUUAGUUAAAAUUUUAUCGGCAACAUGGCGGUUUAGCGAAUGUGCCGGAGCGAGAUUAAAAGAUUAACAGAUUAGAAAGGCAGGAGAAAGAUGAAAAAAGUGUGGAGUGGAGGAGGUGGAAAAAGCCGCGCAAUGGAAGGUGGAUGAAAUACGAGAAGAUUCAACGAAGAGUAACGAACUUCCUGUCGUAGUAGCAAUCGAUGUAGAAGCACCAACUUUUUUUUCCACAUUGCUUGUAAUUAUCUAAAUAUACGCGAUAUAGCUGUGUUUUCUCUCUUUCUUAUAAUAUAACAAGAGUAUAGUGGUGCAGGUUUUUUUUUUUUUUUUCCCCCCAGAGGUGGGCGACUUGCGUCACAGGAUUUCGCUUGAUUUAAAAACCCAAUUUUAGGAAUAUGAACUCACUUGGCUUCUAUUUAUGACCGACUCGACUUCAAAUAGAACAUGACUUGACAAAGGGGAGGCACGGCGGUCGACUGGUGAGCAUAUCUGCCUCACAGAUCUGAUGAUGGGGGGGUUCAAAACCCGGUCAUGCUUGAGUGGAGUUUGCGUGUUCUCCCCGUACCUGCGUGGAUUUUCACCGAGCACUCCGGUUUCCUCCCGCAUCUCAAAAACACGCAUUAAUUGGAGACUCUAAAUUCUAAUUAAUGCUAAUUCUAAAUUCACAUCUAUCUGCCCUGUGAUUGGCUGGCAACAAGUUCAGGGUGUACCCCGAAGUUAGCCGGGAUAGGCGCCAGAACUCCUGCGACCCUUGUGAGGAUAAGCGGCUCAGAAAGUGGAUGGAUGGAUUUUAAAUUUAUUGUGUGGUUUGUUUUAUUUUUGAAUGAAAAGUAAUUUUCGGUGGUGUGAUAACCUGCCGGUAUGAAAUUAAGAAGAGAGCAGAGGACAAAAUGAAAAUUAGUUCUUUUGAUAAAUUUUGGCAAGAAGAGAAUGCUGACGUGGAAAUUUUACAACUCAAAGAGGCACAAAAAUUACAAAAUCUAAUAUCUUCUGUCAUGAUAUAACCCAGAAAGAUCGUCACCUCACAGUUUAGCUAACCGCCAGCUAGUGAAAAUGGAACUAUCGGUCAGAUUCAAGUCAGUUAUACAUUUGAUUGAAAAGAAAAUAAAGUUAUAGACAAUAAAUACACUAGUUUGGGACCAUAAGAAAUGUGUCUGCUAAGGUUAGUAGCGCUAACUAACGCAAAUACCGAUAGGCCUGUUGACUGUGAAUAAGAUGAUGUAGUGAGUUUGUUUCACUUGAUUCAUGACUGACUUGCUUGAUUUUGCCAAACUAACUUGAGACUUGCUUGAAACUUUAAGGUCAAGACUAGAAACUGACUUAUGACUUGCGCUUAUAAAAUGACUUUCUCCCACCUGUGGUUUUUUUUUUUUUUGUAGUGUUUUUCCAUAAUAUCACUCACAAAAAAGUGCUAAUUAAAUUUUUGUGGAAAAAGAGGCGGAUAAUGUUUCUUUUUUUUUGUUGUUUCUUUUCCAUCGGGACAUGGCGGCUAAAUAAAAAUAGACAUGACUCA